Molecule: messenger RNA, 2958 nt
Organism: Saccostrea cuccullata (small rock oyster)
Lineage: Eukaryota; Metazoa; Mollusca; Bivalvia; Ostreida; Ostreidae
Exons: 19
Coding region: 39-2879 (946 amino acids)
Biological process (GO): protein N-linked glycosylation; oligosaccharide metabolic process
Molecular function (GO): Glc3Man9GlcNAc2 oligosaccharide glucosidase activity
Source: RefSeq, a predicted model, not a curated record
CCGCGUGCUCUUAUGUUAAGUGAAAGCGCGGUAGCCUCAUGACGACCCCAGAGAGACAGAGACUGAGGGAGGACAGAACGAGGGCAAAAAACUGGAAAAGAUGGGGGCCCUACCUCUCGGAGCGUCAGUGGGGGACUGUGAGAGAGGAUUAUUCUGAAGAUGGAAAUUGCUGGAAUUACUUCCCACAUGACCAUGCGCGGUCCCGGGCUUAUCGAUGGGGUGAGGACGGCCUUCUGGGGAUCUGUGAUAGACAGGGGCGACUUUGUAUGGGCCUGGCCCUCUGGAACACCAAGGACCCCAUCCUAAAGGAGAGGUUGUUUGGACUCACGGGACACCAGGGGAACCAUGGGGAGGAUGUCAAGGAAUUGUACUACUAUUUGGACAGCACCCCCACCCACUCCUACAUGAAGGCCCUCUAUAAAUAUCCCCAGGAGGAAUACCCCUACAGCAAACUGGAACAUGAAAACAAAGUACGGGGAUUCCUGAUGCCAGAGUAUGAAAUUCUGGACACAGGUGUGUUUGAUCAGGGUUAUUUUGAUGUGAUGGCUGAGUAUUGUAAACACAGUCCUAAUGACGUCCUAGCGAAGUAUACGAUCUCCAACAGAGGCACGGAACGAGCCACGGUUCAUGUGCUCCCCACACUGUGGUUCAGAAAUGUCUGGUCAUGGGGCAAAGAAGCGUAUUGUUGUGUGACUCCAAAGCCCCAUCUGAGUCAAGUGUCCAACACCAAGGUGAAAUGUGACCAUCCAACACUAGGGGAGGAUCAAGGUCAUCACAUAGACCCUACAGUGGACCAGGCCUCACCCCCAGCAGCUUACUGUGGGCCAUUUUUCUGGGAGGUAGAUGUGGAUCAGAACAACAAAGAACCUGAACUCUUGUUCACAGAAAAUGACACAAAUUUCAAACGUUUGUUUAAUAUGGAAGGCAAAGGAUAUGCUAAGGAUGCAUUCCAUGACUAUGUCAUCAAAGGACAGAAAUCAGCUGUAAACCCUUCACAUUGCGGAACAAAAUGUGCUGCUCACUAUGUCCUGACCCUUGACCCUGGGGAAGAGUUCACCAUCAAAGUGAGGCUGUACUAUGAACUGGAGGCUCCCAAGCAUGGAAUCUUUGGACCAGAUUUUGAUGACACCUUCCAGGACAGACAGAGGGAGGCAGACAUCUUUUAUGAAGAGAAAAUUCCAAUGAAGGACAAACAACAGCGACAGGUAUCACGUCAGGCCUAUGCUGGGCUGCUAUGGAGUAAACAGUUCUAUUACUAUGUCAUUGAGGAAUGGCUAAAGGGAGAUAAGAACCAACCCAAACCCCCUGCCUCCAGACUCAAGGGACGUAACUUUGAAUGGAUGCACCUCUUUAAUAUGGAUGUCAUCUCAGUUCCAGACAAAUGGGAAUAUCCAUGGUAUGCUUCCUGGGACUUGGCCUUCCAUAUGAUUCCAAUGGCAGACAUUGAUGUCCAGUUUGCUAAGGAUCAGCUACAACUUUUUCUCAGGGAAUGGUACAUGCAUCCAAAUGGGCAGAUACCAGCAUAUGAAUUUAGUUUUCAAGAUGUAAAUCCACCAGUUCAUGCCUAUGCAGUUUUAAGAGUAUACAAAGCCUCAGGUCCAAAGAACAAGCGAGACCUUGGCUUUCUGGCAAGAUGCUUCCACAAACUCAUCAUGAAUUUUACAUGGUGGAUUAAUAGAAAGGAUUUGGAGGGGCGGAACAUUUUUACUGGAGGAUUUCUUGGCCUAGAUAACAUUGGAAUUUUUGACCGUUCUAAACCACUGCCAACAGGAGGCUACCUGGUCCAGGCGGAUGCCACGGCGUGGAUGGCGUUCUUCUGUUCCAUCAUGCUGGAGAUCUCCCUCACACUUGCCCGGAGGGACUGUAUCUACGAAGACAUGGCCAGCAAGUUCUUUGAACAUUUUGUAGCCAUCGCUGAUGCUAUCAAUCAUCAGGAUGAAAUAGGUUUAUGGAAUGAGGAGGACGGGUUUUACUAUGACCACAUCCGAGUUAAUGGCAAGAAAACGAUGCCUCUGAAGAUUCUAUCCAUGGUAGGACUAGUGCCUCUCUUUUCGUGUAUGGUGCUGAAGUACGAAGUUCUCAAUAGACAUCCAGGAUUUCACAAGAGAACCAAGUGGUUUCUGCAAAAUCGUAAAGAUUUGGCUCAACAUAUAUCCUUUAUGUGUGAGAACCCUGACGAGAAUGAAGAGACCUUACUUUUGUCAUUAGUGAAGAAAGAGCAGCUCAAGCGAGUGUUAGCUCACGUACUGGACGAGAACAAAUUCCUAUCUCCUUAUGGUAUCAGGUCCCUAUCAAAGCAUCAUAAAAAAGAGCCAUUUAUUCUGGAGUGUGGGGGACAUUCGUACAGUGUAAAGUAUGAACCAGGCGAGUCUGAGAGCAACAUGUUUGGGGGAAACAGUAACUGGAGAGGACCUAUCUGGUUACCUAUGAACUAUCUUCUGAUUGAGAAUCUAAGAAGAUAUGAUUACUUCUUUGGAGAAUCCUUUAAGGUGGAAUGUCCCACAGGAUCCGGGAAGUUUAUGCGUUUAACAGAUGUAGCUCACGAACUCUCUGUUAGGCUCUCAAAACUGUUUUAUCCUGAUCCCAGGGGAGUUCGACCCUGCCAUGGUGAUGAGGAGAGAUAUGCUAAGGAUCCCCAUUUCAAAGAUUUGAUUUUGUAUUAUGAAUAUUUCCAUGGGGAUACAGGAAGGGGAUGUGGUGCAAGUCAUCAGACUGGCUGGACAGCCCUCAUCGCGAACCUUCUAAGGUAUGUAGCAAUCCGCGAGAGGUGGGUGAGCGCAGUGCAGUUAGCACAGCUACGAAAAGUCUCCAAUGCAGGGAUUCCAUUGGACAUUGAUAUCAUGUUAGACCUUAGCUCAGACAGUGAAAUGUCCUCAUAGCAUUCAGCAGUGAAGUUGGUCUCCAUAAUGUCUUACCAUCAGUCAGACAGCAAAAUGUCUCCACAAGGGUUUAACAUCA